AUGGACGAUUCCGAGCUUGAACAGAUUCGCAAGGCUCGCCUCGAGCAGCUCAAAGCCCAGGGCGGCGGUGCUGGUGGCAGCCGUCAAGGUGGUGGCGGCGGCGGCGCACAAGACCAGGAACAAAAGCGGCAACAGCAAGACGACGCCCGUCAGAGCAUCCUCAACCAGAUUUUGCAGCCCGAGGCCGCCGACCGCCUGGGCCGCAUCCGCCUCGUCAAGGAGGAGCGCGCGACCGAGAUUGAGAACCGGCUGAUUGCGCUGGCGCAGUCGGGCCAGCUGCGGCAAAAGGUGACGGAGGAGCAGCUCAAGGAGCUCCUGAGCGCGGUUGCGGACAAGAAGGAGGAGGAGAAGAUUGUGGUGAGCCGGCGCAAAGUCUGGGACGACGAUGACGACCUUUUCGACCUAUAA
Molecule: messenger RNA, 408 nt
Organism: Beauveria bassiana ARSEF 2860
Lineage: Eukaryota; Fungi; Ascomycota; Sordariomycetes; Hypocreales; Cordycipitaceae
Product: double-stranded DNA-binding domain-containing protein
Exons: 3
Coding region: 1-408 (135 amino acids)
Cellular component (GO): cytosol; nucleus
Molecular function (GO): DNA binding
Source: RefSeq, a predicted model, not a curated record